This is a messenger RNA of Dioszegia hungarica, 2007 nucleotides long. Its product is annotated as putative signal recognition particle binding protein. Gene Ontology annotation, cellular component: signal recognition particle receptor complex; endoplasmic reticulum membrane. Gene Ontology annotation, molecular function: signal recognition particle binding; GTPase activity; GTP binding. The coding region runs from base 1 to 2007 and encodes 668 amino acids. Gene Ontology annotation, biological process: SRP-dependent cotranslational protein targeting to membrane. Lineage: Eukaryota; Fungi; Basidiomycota; Tremellomycetes; Tremellales; Bulleribasidiaceae. The record is from RefSeq and is a predicted model, not a curated record. The transcript is spliced from 8 exons.
AUGCUCGAUCACGUUUCAAUAUCCCACCAGAGCGGCCUCAUCCUAUGGUCUCGGUCGUUCACGCCCGCGUUCGCUUCUUUGGCACAGACGCCCGCUUCGCCCGUGAACGCUCUGGUGCGGGAAGUCUUCAUAGAAGGAAAAGUACGAGGUGAAGACGCGAGCUUUGAGCGGGACGGCUAUAAUGUCCGGUGGACUAUGGAGAAUGGGCUAGGGCUUGUCUUUGUAGUCGUCUUCCCAGCUCUCCUACCGCUCACAUAUAUCCCCGCCCUCCUGACACGAACGAAGCAGCUCUUCCUAUCGCUAUUCCAGCAGUACAUCCAGACUCUGGUGGAUACGCUCUCGGCUACUUCGGGUGUCUUGACGGAAGCCGCGGGAUCGGCUCUUAGGGUGCUACAGCAGCGUAUGGACGAUGAGAGAUGGGCGCAGAUCUUUGACCGUUGUCUGCGGAAUUGCGAGGGAGACCAAGCUCGGAGACCAGCUCAAACGCCUAUAUCGCUGCACCGCCAAGCGCAGCUCUCCGCCGCAUCUGGCGCUUCUACCCCCGGCGUCCCAGAUACUCCCACCGACUCGGUCACCGCCGAAGAGAUUGCCAAAAAUGUCGAAGCUCUCAAGUCCAAGAUGAAAGGCGGUCGCGGCAAGGGCGGGAAGGGGACGGGGCAGACGCCCUCCCCCUCCCCCUCCCGCAAGACCGGGGCCGCCGCCAAGCUUAUGCGCAAGUGGGGCGACUCGCAAGUCUCCGCGGGCGACAUGGCGGCUUUGGAUUACUCGACGCCUGCGCCGGAAACGCCGAAUGGGCAGGGAACGCCUAUUGACGUCGAGGCGCUGGUGUCGAGGGAUGCGAUGGGUCAGAGGAGUAAAGAUGGGCAGUACGAGGUGGCGGACUGGGACUUCCGUGGAGGGAAGCGUGCGGCGGCGGAGGAUCUACCGUCAGAGGAGGAGAUUUUGGCGAGGGGGACGAGCAGGUUGACGAUUGACGAUAAGGAGGAUAAGGAGGAGGUAGCGGGAAGUAGCUGGAGUGGCAUCUUCUCGAGGUUGACGGGAAGCAAGGUCUUGUCGAAGCAGGAUCUACAGCCGGUAUUGGCGGAGAUGGAGAAGCAUCUGAUGGACAAGAAUGUCGCAAAGGAUAUCUCGGAGAAGAUGUGCGAUUCGGUCGGUGCGGCUCUGGUCGGGAAGAAGCUCGGCGGGUUGUCGAGUGUCAAGAGCGAAGUCCAAUCCUCCCUUUCUUCCGCGCUCACCCGUGUCCUCACACCUAAGACAUCUACCGAUCUCCUCCUCGACAUUCAGCGUAAACGCUCCGCUUCCACUGUGUCAUACGACAAUGCGCUGCCCGACCCCUACACGCUCACCUUUGUCGGCGUCAAUGGCGUCGGCAAGUCCACGAACCUGUCCAAGGUCUGCUUCUGGCUCCUCCAGAAUGGCCUGCGCGUCCUCAUCGCCGCAUGCGACACGUUCCGGUCAGGCGCGGUGGAGCAGCUGCGGGUGCAUGUGCGGAAUCUGGGCGCACUGCAGGAUGAGCUGGGCGUAGGGGAGAAGAAGGUCGAAUUGUACGAGAGGGGGUAUGGGAAGGACGCGGCAGGCAUUGCCAAGGAUGCUAUAACUUAUGCCAAGGAGAACAAGUUUGAUGUCGUCCUGAUUGAUACAGCUGGGCGGAUGCAGGAUAAUGAGCCGCUCAUGCGGGCUUUGGCCAAGCUCGUGACCGUAAACAACCCGGACAAGAUCAUCUUUGUCGGCGAAGCUCUGGUCGGAAAUGAGGCCGUCGACCAACUUACCAAGUUUGACCGCGCCCUGAAAGACUUUUCUGGCGCCGGUACAGGCGGCGGCCAGAGGAAGCGGGGUAUAGAUGGAAUUAUCUUGACCAAGUUUGAUACCAUCGACGACAAGGUGGGCGCGGCACUGUCGAUGACCUAUGUCACGGGACAGCCUAUCCUGUUUGUGGGGUGUGGACAGACGUAUACCGAUCUGAGGCAGUUGAGGGUCAAUCAUAUAGUCCAAGCGCUGUUGAACUAG